CCAGCUGCAAAAUAUUAGUCAGGAAGAUGGCGAAGGAGAAGUAGGUGUGAUGGUUGAAAUGGCUUGCAGUAAUUUCGUUUUACGGGAUAAGUUUUGGAUCAAGUUCCCUCUUGGUUGUGCAUAUAUCACGCAUAAAGUAUCAUUGUCUUCACAGUGAAAGUAACUGUUCCAGCUCAGAAGAAGAAGUGUGAAAUAUAGACAAAAAUGCGCGAGUUCAAAGUAGUUGUCCUCGGAUCGGGUGGGGUUGGCAAAAGUGCACUUACUGUCCAGUUCGUAUCCGGUUGCUUUAUGGAGAAAUAUGAUCCAACUAUUGAGGAUUUCUACAGGAAGGAAAUCGAGGUGGACAAUUCUCCCUGCGUGUUGGAAAUUCUCGACACAGCUGGAACCGAACAAUUCGCCAGCAUGCGUGAUUUAUAUAUUAAAAAUGGGCAAGGUUUUGUAGUAGUAUACAGUCUCACAAAUCACCAAACGUUCCAAGACAUAAAAGCAAUGAAAGAGCUCAUCACCCGAGUUAAAGGGACAGAAAGGGUACCUAUAUUAUUGGUAGCCAAUAAAGUGGAUCUUGAACAUCAACGCGAAGUGCCAACCAGUGAAGGAAAUGGAUUGGCGCAAGUGUGGGGAUGUCCAUUUGUGGAAGCAAGUGCCAAAAACAGGACAAACGUAAAUGAAGUGUUUGCCGAGAUUGUAAGAGAAAUGAAUUUCAGUCCUGAGAAGGAAAAGAAAAGUUAUUGUUGUUGCACGGUGCUUUAAGCUAUAAUGAAUCUUAAUUUCUCUGGUCAGCCUUUAAAUUAGACAUCCUCAAGAGUUUACCUACCUGCAUGAUGAUGGUGAAAUGUCCUAAAUUAAAGUUUUAGGGCCUAUCUAUGUAAGAAACAUCUAAACAUUGCUUAAAACUUAAUCUGGCUACUAUUUAAUGUUAUGCUGUUUUAAUUUUGGAUUGAAUUAUGAAUAUUUGUUCAUUUUAUGUUAGCUUUGAAGCUUUCAUAAUUGUGCUUUGUAUGUCUAUUUACAUGUUUUUGAGCCAGUGCAGUUAUAUUUUAAGUGUCAAGGAACACGUAGGACAUGUUUAGUAUCAGGAAGAUUUUUCUACCAAGAUUUUGCAGUUAGCUAAUUAUAUUCAGUGCCUCUGAUACAAGACAGAGCAUGGAAAUUUAUACAUCUGGCCAGAAUGGUAAAGUAGGCAUUGUUGGCUUCUUUUAAAUCAUGGCUGCACAAUAUUGGAAUCAGUUCAUGUAUAGUCUCUCUGUGGGCCUACACACAUUUCUGAUGCUCACUGAACAAUACCAGAAUGAAUCAAGUUUGCAUAGCUACUGAAGACUAAGAGAGGCAUAUUUUUAUAAGCCUAUAGUCAGAAAUUCUGAAUUAAUAGCAUGGAUGUUAAUUUUCAUUAUUAAUGUAAGUAAAGAAUAUGUGUUCUGUCAUACCUACAUGCUUGCAAAAAUAUGCCUUAAUAUUAAAGCAAAGAACACCAUUGAUUUUGCUGUAAAUUAAUAUUAAGGUACAAGGGUACCAUUCUUGAAUUUGGAAAUUGCCAUUAGUUACUCCAAAAAAACAGAAGGGUAUAAUAAUGCUGAAAAAGUUCAGUACAUCGAUUCAGUCUGGCCUAAGAUCUUACAUCUUAAUGAAAGAUUAAUACUAUACCAUCUACAGUGGUGACUACAAAUAUACGUAUAUAUGUACUAUAUCGUAUCAUAUACGGCGCACAUUGUUACAUAUUCAACGUCCCAAAUUUUUAUAGUUGGUGCUGUGUCUUUUGAAUUAUUUGCCAUAAUAUAAAUGAUAUUUAACUGAGUGAUGUUUUGUGUACAGAACAUUUUUUAGGAACUUAAGUGUGACAUCUUCUAUACAAAUUCCACCUAUAUUGUUAGUUAAUCAGUGGAAAUUCUUUUUCAUAAAGCUUAAAAAAAUUACAAAAAAGCAAUGUGUAAUAUCUUUCUAUAUAAAUAAUAUGUGGAUAUAAAUAUAUAGUGAAAAUAUUGUUUGGAUUGAGUGGUGGUAAAGCAGGGAUUGCGACUAGUUACAGCUGUAACUGUGCGUAUGUUGUUUGCUGCAAAGUAUCGUGUGUCAAUAUAUCAGAAUUAUAUAUUUCGAAUUGUGGGCAAUAUGCAUAUUUAGUGAACGAAAAAGGUGGUUCUGUGACGUGUAUUUUUCUGUCUGUGUGUGGGCGUGCUUGUAUGAGUUUAACAGAUGUCGACGCAUUUGUGAUAUCUAUAUAUACCUGAAAAUAUGUCACUGGAAUAUACUUUGGAUUAUCAUAUUGCCAGGUACUGUAACAAAAAUUCAUAUAUUACCUAUAGUUUUAAUAACCCAUAUGUAAUUUGACAUGUAAAGAAAUCACAAAAUUGGGUCCAUGUUUGAGAUUGCUUUUUCCACUUAAUGCAUGUAUUGAAUCACAUAAAAUGUCACAAUAUUUUUCAUUUUUUGUGUGCAUAUAUAUAUAUAUAUAUGGACUGCAUUUGGUUUAGUCUGCCCAACAACCUCCGGCUCUUAUGUUUGAAAAUUUUUAAUCCGAAUGUAUUUUCUGUAUGCCUAGAAUACUGUGUGAAUAGCAGAUAGUUUUAUUUUAGAUUAAAAACUACAUUGUGUGAAAGCAUCUAUUAAUUUGUUUAAUUAUUUAGUAGUUUGGGAGGAGUUGGAUGAUUAUUAACCAUAUCAUAUAUCAAAAAAUUUAUAUUUCUCAUUAAAAUACAGAAUUUUGCUUUAUCAACAUCACUGGGAGGAUGCAGUUUUAAUGUGUGGCAUAACAGAGAUACACGGAUGUACUUUGAACUUGAGGCUUUAUCAUGGGACAUAUAUAUUCAAAAUGUAAGGAAUUAAACCAAGAAAGUAUUGCUUGACAAUUUUAAUUGUCCUUUUAUAUCACUCUAACAAAUCAAGUGACCUAACAGUGAUGAAUAUGCAUCCCAAGAGACUGCAUGUGUUACAUUUCUUAGUCUAUUUCAAAAGGACACAAAGUUUAUUUGUAUGAAACUCGUGUUACAUUUCCUGGACAGAAUGACGCAUGGGGUCGUAACUUUGAAGAUGUGUUAAUGUUGGGGGUCAUGUAAAGAAAAUUGAUGAGCAAUACUUAAUGAGAGGUCAACUUUUGAUAUAAUAGCAAUAUUUUAUUCAUCAAUUUACAGAUUAUUUUACGCAAUUUUAAAUUUAUUCUUCCAUAUAUUUUUACAUACCCCUCAAAUUAAAUACCCUCUUCUUAUUUGUUGACAUCUUUAGUUAUUGAUCUUAAAAUAUGCCCAAAUACCAAGGGUGAUUGUAAAUAAUGAAUCCAGUCAUUGAUAUGUAUCAACCAUCCUAAUGUUAUCCCAAUGUUGUAUGCGAACUUAUAAAAAAUACAUGUGUUUACUUUGUGGUAAAGAAAGCAUGAACCAAUACCAGAAAUAGAUUUAUAAGUGUAUAACAAAUUACAAAAAUAUGUUUUAAUACAUGGUUUAUACAAAAGAUGAA
Molecule: messenger RNA, 3444 nt
Organism: Zootermopsis nevadensis
Lineage: Eukaryota; Metazoa; Arthropoda; Insecta; Blattodea; Termopsidae
Gene: Rap2l
Product: Ras-associated protein 2-like
Biological process (GO): Rap protein signal transduction
Cellular component (GO): membrane
Molecular function (GO): GTP binding; GTPase activity
Source: RefSeq, a predicted model, not a curated record